Messenger RNA from Hydractinia symbiolongicarpus, 2422 nucleotides. Its product is annotated as actin nucleation-promoting factor WASL-like. The record is from RefSeq and is a predicted model, not a curated record. The transcript has 11 exons. Lineage: Eukaryota; Metazoa; Cnidaria; Hydrozoa; Anthoathecata; Hydractiniidae. Gene Ontology annotation, molecular function: actin binding; small GTPase binding. Gene Ontology annotation, biological process: regulation of Rho protein signal transduction; actin filament organization. The coding region runs from base 110 to 1627 and encodes 505 amino acids.
GGGAAAUUUGGUAACAAGAAAACAAACUCCCACGGACUGAAACUGGGAAAGGAGCAGGGAAUUUUUAUUUACAAAAAAGAUUUUGUUGUAGCUUAUUGUCAAAUCAGGCAUGAGUAGAGGCACUGAUGUUAACCGUCCCUCUUCACUCCUUGAUAACGGAGAAAAUAGUGAUAUAUUCGCGAUCAUAGGGCGAAGAAGUGUGAGCUUAUCUACUACUGUGGUUCAAGUGUUCCAUUGUUUACCCAAUCAAAACCAUUGGCAAAAAAAAAUUGUUGGUGUGGCUUGCUUUACAAAAGAUAACCAAAAGAAAUCUUAUUUCAUACGAAUUGUUGACCUCUCGAAAAGAAUCAUAGUUUGGGAACAAGAAUUAUACAACCAGUUUAAAUAUAAUGCACCAAGACCUCAUUUCCAUUCCUUUGAAGCAGAUGAUUGCAUAGCCGGUCUUAAUUUUGCAGAUGCCAAUGAAGCUCAGCAUUUUAAACAUGUUAUCGAAGAAAAGUUGAGGGCUAAACAACAAAGAAAGAAUGAUCGAAGACAAACUAUGGCACGGCGUGGUACAAGUUCUGCCAACACCCAAGGCAAUGUUUUGCAACCCAUCAACAACAAUGUCAACCAACGAGCUUCACCUUCACCUACUAUCAGCCCAUCAAGUUCUUCUAAUGAUCUGAAAAAGAAAGGUGGUAAGGUAAAGAAGAAAACAAGAUUAACCAAGGAUGAUAUUGGUACUCCUUCAGAUUUUAGACAUGUUGGUCAUGUUGGUUGGGAUCCAAAAGGAGGAUUUGAUGUAGAUAAUAUUGAUCCCCAAUGGAAGAAGCUAUUUGACACCAUUGGUGUUACAGCGAAACAACUUCAGGACGAAGAAACAUCUCAGUUUAUUUAUGAUUUUGUUGAAUCUCAUGGAGGUAUUGAAAAGGCUACAAAAGAACUUGAGAAAGCAUCACCACCAACACAAGCUGCACCUCCUCCCCCCAUGAGGACAGCUCCACCUCCUCCACCACCACCUUCACGUGGUGGUCCUGCACCUCGUGGAGCUGCACCACCACCACCACCACCACCAAUGCAUCAACGAGGUAUACCUAGAACAGCUCCACCUCCACCACCCUCACAUCUAUCUGGGCCACCAACUGGAAGACAUGGUGGCAGACCACCUAUUGGUGCUGCCCCUAAGGCACCACCACCAGCCCCUCCAUCUUCACGAAAUGUACCCCCACCCCCACCACCUACUGGAGCACCUGCUCCCCCACCACCACCACCUCCACCUACGGUUGGCCCAGUUCCACCCCCACCCCCACCUAUGAAUACUGGACCACCAAGCAGUGGUCCUGGCAGAGGUGGACUGUUGGACCAGAUUCAUCAAGGGAAACAACUAAACAGGGUUGAAGUUAACGACAAACCUGCUGGUGGAGAUGGACGUGAUGAUUUAUUGUCUGCUAUUAGGAAAGGUCGCCAAUUAAAAACUGUGUCACAAAGUGAAAUAGAACAAGAUCACUCCUCCUCAUCAGAUCUUGAUGGAAUGGCAGGUGCACUUGCAAAAGCUUUGGCUCAACGAUCUGCUCAUAUUCAAGUUUCUGAUGAUGAUGAUGACGAUGACGAAGAUGAUGACUUUGACGAUGAUGACUGGGAUUAAUAAGUGACAAUUUUCGACAGAUUUGUCAUUGUGUUGAAUUUACGUUAUCUGGCAAUUUCAGUCUAUUUGUACUGUAUGCAGUUAAGGUGAGGCGGUAUUACAAAGAUGAAUUUAGCCUCUUACUUACAGACCCAGACUCUCUUUUUUUGCUUUUUACCUCCCUGAAGUAGCUAAAUCUAAAAUUGAUUUGUAAGGAGAGUCAAUAAAAAGUCUAUUAGUAAUUUUUGCACUGUUUAUGUAAGUAUUAAACUUCAAGUUAGUAUAAAUUUUUAUUGUUAUACAUUUUUUCUAAUUAUUCCUAUAGAAGCGGAAUAUUUGCAUUCUUUUUGAUAGCCCUCUAGCCACAAAAAAAGUCAAAUAACUAAUUGUUUUGAAGUGUCUCAUGGCUGAAUAAUCCCUCAUUCUCUUAAAUACCUACGAUAAAUCCAAGAUUGCUGAUAUUUUGAAACAAGGAAGUCUUAAUUGGUAUUUACAGCUUAAUUUUGAAAUAUGGAAAUUAUACAAAUCUCUCAACAGCUUCAAGUGAAAUGUUCAUACGUUGAGACUUACCUAGAUGUAUUUCUGUGAUUUUUAAAUAUUGAAAACCAUUAGGGAAAAGUAAAUCUGUCAAAUACACGUCUUUUCAAAUAGACGUCCAAUGCUCACGGUGUUUAAUGCGUAUUGUUGUUCUGUUUUUGCUUUUAUUACAGCUGGUCUGUUUUUGUUUUUGUUAUUAUAUGUUCGUAUUUUCUGCUAGUUGCACCUGUUUGGAUUAGUAUGUAUCUUUGAAUAAAUAAAUACAUUUAAAUUGUUAAA